CCGCCCAGGUCCACCCGGGGCCCCCUCCCCCGGGCCGCCCCCGAGCACGAAGUUGGCGGGAUCCUAUAAAAGCCCGAGACGGCGCGACCCGCGGGCAGCACGGUGCAGGCAUCCGAGCAGCUGCCGCGAUCCCAGCGCCGACUCCUGCUCUGCCCCCGCCGCCGGCGCGACCAUGUCCCAUCACUGGGGAUACGGCAAGGACAACGGCCCUGAACACUGGCAUAAGACCUUCCCCAUUGCCAAGGGAGAGCGCCAGUCCCCUAUCAACAUUGAUACCAAAGCAGCCAAGCACGACCCUGCCCUGCAGCCUCUGAGCAUUUCCUAUGAGCAAGCGACCUCUCGCAGGAUCCUCAACAAUGGUCACUGUUUCAACGUGGAGUUUGAUGACUCCCAGGACAAAGCAGUGCUGAAAGGAGGCCCCCUCACUGGCACUUACAGAUUGAUUCAGUUUCAUUUUCACUGGGGUUCAUCUGAUGACCAUGGUUCUGAGCACUCUGUGGAUCAAAAGAAAUAUGCUGCAGAGCUUCAUUUGGUUCAUUGGAACACCAAAUACGGGGAUUUUGAGAAAGCUGCGAAACAACCUGAUGGACUGGCUGUUUUGGGUGUUUUUUUGAAGGUUGGCAGUGCUAAACAAGGCCUUCAGAAAGUCGUUGAUGUGCUGGAUUCCAUUAAAACAAAGGGUAAGAGCAUCGAAUUCACUAACUUUGAUCCUCGUGAACUCCUUCCCGAGAGCUUAGACUACUGGACCUACCCAGGUUCCCUGACCAUCCCUCCUCUUCUGGAAAGUGUGACCUGGAUUCUCCUAAGAGAACCCAUCAGCGUGAGCAGCGAGCAGAUGCUGAAAUUUCGCCAACUUAGGUUCAAUGUGGAGGGUGAACCUGAAGCAGCAAUGGUGGACAACUGGCGCCCAGCUCAGCCUCUGAAGAACAGGCAAAUCAGAGCUUCCUUCAAAUAAGAGGUUCCCAGAGCAGGUGUUCAAAAUAGUGAAUCUUUGGGUAUUUCCUUUUACUUAAGUAGGUCCUGGGGCCAGUGUCCAAAUAAUGACUCUUCGGGUGUUCCCUUUAGUAGCUAAGCACAGAUCCACCUGGUAAUUGGGACCCUGGCUGCUUUGUGUCUGGUUUUUUAGAUAUUCUCCUCUCACCUGACAUGGGUACUAAUAAUUGUGAAGCCCUAGACUAAUUGUGAUGCUUGCAGAAUGGCCAUUGCUGGUACUUUGCUUACAGUAGUAACUUUUCUAUAACAGAGAAUAUGCUAGAAGGAAUAGGAAUAAAGUACGUUGACUGUUCACAGCAUGUAGGGUGAUGAUUACUCCCAACUCUUCACUGAAACGCUAUUUUUUAAACAAAGGAAAGCAGACAGGUUGAGAGCAAAAUCCAUAUGCUGAAGUAAAUUGAGCUAUGUAAGGUAAAUCAGGUAAAAUCUUCAUGAUUCUGUGUAAUGUAAAUCAGAUAGCAUAAAUGUUCAUAAUUCCAAGAUAUUAUAUUAAAAGGAGACUUUUAAAAUUGUUAUACAUUUGUAGCAAUGUGAUCUUAAAUAUGAAUUAUGUUGUAAUUUUAGUGACUUUUGCAUUACAGAACUGUAAAUGAAGGAUUAUCUGUAAAAAUUGUUAUAAUUAUAGUUGUGAUACAGAGUAUAUUUCCAUUCAAAUAAUAUAUCAUAACUUAAUAAAUAUUGUAUUUUAGAUAUAUUCUCUAAUAAAACUCAGAAUUCUA
This is a messenger RNA of Choloepus didactylus (southern two-toed sloth), 1712 nucleotides long. Its product is annotated as carbonic anhydrase 2-like. Gene Ontology annotation, cellular component: cytoplasm. The transcript has 7 exons. NCBI's taxonomy places the organism in Eukaryota, Metazoa, Chordata, Mammalia, Pilosa, Megalonychidae. The record is from RefSeq and is a predicted model, not a curated record. Gene Ontology annotation, molecular function: zinc ion binding; carbonate dehydratase activity. The coding region runs from base 173 to 955 and encodes 260 amino acids.